CCAGCUGGGGCCCGCAUGAGUUUCUAGUUUGCCCUGUUCUCCGCCACCGCGCUUCGCCCUUCUCCACCACCACCCUCCGCUUCUUCUCCAUCGUCGUCAACUGCCACUGUCGUCCUCCCCCCGUUCAUCGUGCGCCAUUCCGAUCUUUUCCGUAGAGACCUCAUUUUUUCUAGACGAUUAUCCCGGCAUGCGCACGGGAAAAUAAAAGGUGGAAAGGUUUCGUGGAUCAAAUAAUCAGCCGAAAUGGUUGUCAUGGAAAAUUUCCUGUAAAAGUUUUUAUGGGGAAUCAAAUGGCGGUUUGAAUUUCAAAUUCUACAGGGCGUCGAACGCCUCCUAUUCUCUAGUUAUCGUUUCGUCAAUGGGGAAAGAAGCUCGUCAGCAACAGAGCUCCGAGAAGGCCAAGGCAUCCAUAACUCAUGGUUUUGAUUCAGUCUCUGGUCUACCCACGAAGAUUCUGGUGGGUUUCAUGAUGCUGAUUGUAUUGUUGUGGAAGAUAAAGAGAAGGAUCAUCCUGGAAUGGUGACACUCGAUUGUUGAGCGGUGGGCCUUUGGAAGAUAGAAAAGCAUGGCGGAUUUCUCACUUGGUUUUCUCUUGCCUUUGUUGCUCCUUAUAGGUUCAUUGCUUAACUGGAGCUUGAUUUCUUUCAUCAAUUUGUUGGCUUUUCUCAUCAUACAGUAUGUUGGUCCAAGAAGAGGAAUUCAUUCCCGGCUGAGGUCUCUUGUGCUGCUAGUUUUGUUCAUUUUCUCAGCAGUUACUGUUCUAUCGGAAACUAUGUUUUAUGGAAUUUGGCUGAUUAUGGGGAAAGAGUGGAGUUUAGCAUAUAGUUGGUGGGCAAAGCUUAUUGGAUUUGUUAGGCUUGAACCCACAAAAUCUCCUGGAACUAUUGUUUACUUCUUGGUUAUACAGCUUGUGGUCGCUGCAAUUUCUUUUUUUGAAGUUCGCAGAAUUAGGUUUGGUUAUGAAAUUCUGGAAGGGUCAUGUUGUUGGGGAAGUAAUUUAUUUAUGCAAUCUAUUGGUUCUCGCCUUAGGAUCACUUGCUGCCUAUUAUUGCCUCCUGUCCAGUUAGUUGUUGGCAUUACUCGUCCCUCUUGGGUUUCUCUUCCAUUCUUCUUGUGUAGCUGUAUUGGUCUUGUUCACUGGUCACUUUCCAGCAACUUUUUGGGCCUUUUCUGGUGGUGGAGGCCUCUGCUGCUUUAUUCUGCUUUCAACAUCGUAAUGCUUUACAUAUUCCAGCUUCCCAUUCAGUUACCGAAGAUAGCCCAAGUGUUGGCUGAUUUCCUUGGGUUUUAUAAAGCAUCUGCAAGUUCAGAGUGGCUUGAAAUUUUGUCUGGAAUUUCACUUCUCUUGUUCUAUUUCAUGCUUUCAAGUGCUAAACAAGACCUAGAAGAAAUGGACUUCAUAAUGUCAAUGCAAGAAAGCAGCUUGAGUGAACAGCUUCUACCAUCAAGGCAUUCAUUUUUUAUCAAACAAUCGAGAUCUGGUGUGAAGCACACCAAUGUAUUCCUAAGGGGUUCGAUCUUCCGAAAUUUCAGUAUCAAUUUCUUCACUUAUGGCUUUCCGGUGUCAUUACUUGCUCUUUCCUUUUGGAGCUUCAAUUUUGCAAGUCUAUGUGCUUUUGGAUUGGUAGCAUAUGUUGGCUAUAUAUUAUAUGCCUUCCCUUCAUUGUUUCGUUUGCAUCGGCUGAAUGGAUUGCUCCUCGUUUUCAUCCUCCUUUGGGCUGCAAGUACCUAUGUCUUCAAUGUGGCAUUCACACUUCUGAACCGAAAAUUACGAAAGGAUAUGGAAAUUUGGGAAACUAUUGGUCUAUGGCACUAUCCUAUACCAGGUUUCUUUCUACUUGCACAGUUUUGCCUUGGGGUACUAGUAGCUAUGGGUAAUCUUGUCAACAACUCAGUUUUCCUGUACCUGUCUGAUGGAGGCACUCAAGCUUCAAGUGGUGAUGCUACUGUUGAGGAAAAAGAGGAGACCAAGGUGCUUUUUGUUGCUACAAUUGCUUGGGGAUUGCGCAAGUGCUCUCGAGCCAUUACUCUGUUUUUGAUAUUUCUUCUUGCAAUGAAGCCGGGAUUUAUCCAUUCCAUCUACAUGAUCUUCUUCUUAGUGUAUAUCUUGAGCCACUCAAUUAGCAGAAAAGUUCGACAAUCUUUGAUACUUCUAUGUGAGGCACAUUUUGCUUUGCUGUAUAUCCUUAAUCUCAACAUGAUCUCUAAGGCUUUGAAGCACAAAGGUUCUGUUAUAACCGAAAUCUUAUCACAGCUCGGUCUCUUAGAUCGUGUUACUGCCCUGGACUUUCUAAAGAUUGUGGUGCUUUUGUGUUUUUGUGCUAUUCAGAACCAUGGAUUCAAGAUGCUAUAUUCUUUUUCUGAUAUUCUGCAGCACACUUCACAUCCUCCCAUUGGCUUCAGUAUUUUGAAAGCUGGCCUUAGCAAAUCAGUUCUCCUCUCUGUUUAUUCGUCUCCAACUGCUAGGGAUAGUCAGUUUCGCAGUUUUUCUUUUUCACACGAGAAGUGGGUGGCAACAUAUCUCAGUGCGAUUGGGGAGAAAUUCCUAUCAACAUACCGGUCAUAUGGGACAUACAUUGCCUUCUUGACUAUUUUGCUUACGGUCUACUUGGUGGUUCCUAAUUAUAUAUCUUUUGGAUACCUUUUCUUUCUUCAAUUUUGGAUUAUUGGCAGACAACUUGUGGAGAAGACAAGAAGGCGCCUAUGGUUACCUUUAAAGGCAUAUGCCAUCUUGGUUUUUGUAUUCACUUACAGCUUAAGUGUCUUUCCCAGCUUUCAGCUCUGGAUUUCACGGAUUGUGAAUCUUUAUACACAGCUGGGAUAUGACCCCAAAGCCUCACUGUUGGAGAAUGUCUGGGAAUCGUUAUCUGUUCUGAUUGUAAUGCAACUUUAUAGUUAUGAGAGAAGACAGAGCAGGUAUCAUGAUAAAUCUGUCAGUUGCUACUUGCAUGAAAUCGGCGUUCUUGGGUUCCUCAAAAGGUUACUGGCCUGGCACAGUGAGAAAAUCUUAUCUGUAUCAGUAUUUUAUGCUUCUGUAUCUCCAAUAAGUGCAUUUAGUUUCAUCUAUCUUUUAGCACUGGUUGUCUGUUCAGUUUUACCUAAAGCUUCUCGUAUUCCAUCCAAGUUUUUCUUGGUUUAUACAGGCAUUCUUGUUACUUUUGAAUACCUUUUCCAGAUGUGGGGCAGAGAUGCAGAAAUGUUUCCUGGUCAGAAGUAUGCAAAUUUGUCUGUCUUUCUUGGACUACAAGUAUUCAGUUCUGGAUUUUGGGGAAUUGAAGCAGGUUUGAGGGGGAAAAUACUUGUUAUUGUUGCAUGUACUCUUCAGUAUAAUGUUUUUCACUGGAUAGAGAAGAUGCCCAGCACUUUGAAAAAUUCUGGAAAAUGGGAAGAGCCUUGCCAUCUAUUUGUAUUACGUGAACACACUCCAGCUAGUACUUCUGUUUCUUUGCAUUCAACUGACAUCUCUCCAGCAUCUGCAAACAAGAGGGCUUCAAGCUUUAGCUUAUCGCCAUGUUUUAUCUCACAAAGAAAUCAGGAUUCGGGAUCUGUGCAUGUUGAUGCUGGAGGUUUGGACAAUCAAGCAAGAAGUUCAUGUGGAUCUGCAAAUGGAGGUUCCCAUGAAAGUCACCAGUGGCGUAGGAAGUCCAUACAUGUCCUUAGAAAAGCAAGAUUUGAUAUGCAGAUGAAAACAUUGAGAAUAUUUAUGAACUAUUGGACAGAAAAUGUGUUUAAUCUGUUUGGCUUAGAGAUAAACAUGAUUGCAUUGUUGCUUGCAAGCUUUACCGUGUUAAAUGCCAUGUCACUGUUCUACAUUUUAUGCCUUGUUGCUUGUAUUCUGUUAAGUCGGCGGCUCGUCCACAAGCUAUGGCCUUUAUUCUUUGUCCUUUUUGCAACAAUUUUAAUUACUGAAUAUUUUGCCGUCUGGAAACAUCUGAUGCCUUGGAAUCAAGUGGUACCUCGCAAGGAAGAAAUAUGCUGCCAUGAUUGCUGGAGCAAGUUCAAUGCAAAUUUUGACUACUGCAAAAGCUGCUGGCUAGGAACCAUUGUGGAUGAUCCAAAAAUGCUAAUAAGCUACUACUUGGUUUUCAUUUUUGCAUCUUUUAAGCUUCGUGCGGACCAUUUAUCAAAUUUCAAUGAAUCAAAUGCAUAUCCUCAAAUGGUACCUCAUCGGAGCAAUCCUUUGGUCUGGGGGGACCUUUCAUUUGAAAUUAAAAGCGAGUGGACCAUUCUUGACUAUCUGAAACUUUAUUCUUAUUGUCAUUUGCUGGAUGUAGUUCUCUGCCUGAUACUUGUUACUGGGACCCUAGAAUAUGAUAUCCUACAUCUUGGAUAUCUUGGUUUUGCUCUGGUAUUUUUUCGUAUGAGGCUUGAAAUACUGAAGAAGAAAAACAAGAUUUUCAAGUACUUGCGCAUGUACAAUUUUGCUGUUAUUGUUCUGUCGCUUGCCUACCAAUCUCCCUUUUUUGGUGGCACAGUUGUUGAAAAAUGUGAAACGAUAGGUUUUAUAUAUGAAGUCAUUGGAUUCUAUAAAUAUGAUUAUGGAUUCAGAAUCACAUCUCGUUCUGCAUUGGUUGAGAUAAUCAUCUUCAUAUUAGUAUCUGCACAAUCAUACAUAUUUCGCUUGAGAGAAUUUGAUUAUGUGUCACGAUAUCUUGAGGCUGAACAAAUUGAUGCCAUAUGGCGUGCUAAAACAAAAAAAGCUGCUUGGAGGACUGCUCAGCUGCAGCAUAUUCGUAAACUGGAAGAGCAGAAACGCCAACGCAAUUUACAGGUUGAGAAAAUGAAAGCUGAAAUGCUCAAUCUGCAGAAUCAGCUUGACAGUAUUAAUUCACCAGGGAAAUGCAGCAGCCCUUGUCCAGAGGUUGAAGUUGGUCAGCAGAAGCAUUCUCUUCUUUAUCAGCGUAAAGUGCCUAAAGCUCCAACUGAAGAGGAACAGGUAAACAAGGAAACAAAACUGAAUCAUGAUGGUAUUUCUCUCAACCGUUCUGGUUAUACGUCCAAGUCGAAGAUUUCUGAAGCCGAGAAUAAUAUACCACCUGGAAGGAAUCACAUUCAAGAUUUGGAUUCUUCAGAACUGAUGUCAUCAUAUAGCUUCGGUGAUUCUUCUUUUUGUGAGAUCACUGAAAUUGAUGAAAAAAAUGAAAAUACAAUUGAUAGUUCAAAUCUGAGGGAGAAAAAGAAAGUCAGCAAUAAGGAAAACCCUUUGAUAUCUGCUGUACAUCUUAUAGGUGAUGGUGUUUCUCAAGUCCAGUCCCUUGGAAAUCAAGCAGUUACUAAUAUUGUAAGCUUCUUGAAUAUAGAGAAUGAUGAGUCUCAUUCAAAUGAAAAUGCGGAGGAUGUGGAAUAUGGUGAAUUGCUGGCUCAGAGACAUUCAGGGAUUCCCGGACAUGAACAUCUGGACCGGACAUCUUCAAAUCUUUCAAGUAGUGAAAAUGUUCUGUUCAGUACACAAAUUGGGAAAAUCUUCCAAUACAUAUGGACCAAAAUGCAAGCCAAUAAUGAUGCUGUGUGUUUCUCUUGCUUUAUUCUUGUAUUCCUUUGGAACUUCAGUGUGCUGUCAAUGGUUUACCUUGCAGCGUUGUUCUUGUAUGCACUAUGCGUGAAUCCGGGUCCUGGUCAUGCAUUCUGGGUUAUCAUGUUAAUCUACACUGAGGUCAACAUACUGGUGCAGUAUUUGUAUCAGAUAAUUAUUCAACAUUGUGCCCUGAAUUUUCAUCCUGAUCUUUUAUCAAGGUUGGGCUUUCCUGCUCAUAGAAUCACAUCGUCAUUUGUUGUCAGCACCCUGCCUCUUUUCCUGGUAUAUAUAUCAACCCUCUUACAAAGUUCUAUUACUGCCAAAGAUGGUGACUAUGCAUCAGUUUCAGGUUUCAAGGACUUUGGUAGGCAACUCCUUUAUCAUGAUGAGGUGUUUCUGCAGUAUGGAUUAAUGGAAUGGUUAAAACAUCUUGCAUCACCUGUCAUGAAUCUAUUGAAAAUAGUAAGACAAAGCUUUUUUAGCUACUGGAGGUCUCUUAUACAUGGAUCAGAGGCCCCUCCAUAUUUUGUUCAACUGUCUUUGAAAGUUGAUGUGCCACCUGAAUAUGAAAUACAACUUGAUAGAAUAGAAUCGGGAAUCAACAAUCUGCUUAAAGCAGCUCAUAAUGAAAGAUGUGAUAGAAAAUCUUUUGGUGCCAGCCAUUCUUAUAGUCAUGUUCGUGUUCAAAGCAUUGAAAGAAGCCCAGAAAGCUCUGAUGUGGUUUUGGCAGUUUUUGAAGUCAUGUAUGCUUCCCCUUUGACAGAGUGCGCUGCAAGUGAUUGGCAUACAUCACUUACUCCAGCUGCAGAUGUUGCAUCUGAAAUUCUUAGAGCUCAAGCAAUUGGCCUUGUUGAGGAGUCUGGGUUUCCUUACUCCAUAAUAUCUGUCAUUGCUGGAGGAAAAAGAGAAAUUGACCUUUACGCGUACAUUUUUGGGGCAGACAUGGCAACAUUUUUUCUCGUUGCUGUUCUAUAUCAAUCUGCUAUUAAAAACAACAGCAAGUUUCUUGAUGUAUAUCAGCUUGAAGAUCAAUUCCCUAAAGAAUUUGUAUUUGUUUUGAUGGUUCUGUUUUUCCUCAUUGUUCUUGAUCGCAUUAUCUAUCUUUGCUCAUUUGCUGUGGCAAAAGUUAUUUUCUACUUGUCCAAUCUUGUUCUGUUUACAUACUCUGUGACCGAGUAUGCUUGGUACUUGGAGCUUACCAGACAACAGGGAGGAGGUUUGGCACUUCGUGCAAUCUAUCUCACAAAAGCAGUUUCCUUAGUGCUUCAGGCUUUGCAGAUCAGAUACGGAAUUCCACAUAAAAGUGCUUUGUAUCAGCAAUUUUUAACUAGCAAAGUUUCACAUAUUAAUUAUCUCGGAUUUCGGCUUUAUCGUGUUUUGCCAUUUCUUUAUGAAUUGCGAUGCGUGCUUGACUGGUCAUGCACAUCUACAUCGCUGACAAUGUAUGAUUGGUUAAAGUUGGAGGAUAUCUAUGCAAGCUUAUAUCUUGUCAAAUGUGAUGCGGAUUUGAAUAGAGCAAGACAUCAACAAGGACAGAAGCAAACCAAAAUGACAAAAUUUUGCAGUGGGAUUUGCCUCUUCUUCAUAUUGAUCUGUGUUAUAUGGGCACCAAUGCUGAUGUACAGUAGUGGGAAUCCCACAAAUAUAGCCAACCCUGUCAAGGAUGCUAGUGUCCAGGUCGAUAUUAAAACUACAGCUGGAAGGUUGACUCUGUAUCAGACAACCCUCUGUGAAAUGCUUCCUUGGGAAGAGCUCGAGGCAUCUGGUUUUGAACUUGACCGCCAGGGUUAUCUGGAAACGUACAACGUUAAUGACAUUCAGUUGAUUUGCUGUCAAGCUGAUGCCAGUUCUGUAUGGUCACUCCCUCACCCGGUCCAGUUGAAAUUUAUGGAUUCACUGGAUGACAUGCACAUUUUCUUCUCAUGGGUGUUGACUAGGGACAGGCCAAGAGGCAAGGAGGUUGUGCAGUACAGAAAUCCAGUUGAACAUCCUCCAGAUCCUUUAAAACUCAAAAAGUUACUAAACGGAACAGCAAAGAGUGUCAGGAUUAACAACGUAUAUCCAAGAUAUUUUAGGGUCACAGGUUCUGGUGAAGUACGACUAUUUGAAGAAGAUGUGGAGUCAGUUAGUGGUGAUCUUGUUUUGAAUCAUGGAAGUACGCAGUGGUGGUCAUUUCAUGAUGCAAAUGCAUCAGUCAUGGAAGAAUUUUGUAGGGGCUUAAAAGGACCUUCAGCAAUUGUCAUAUCAGAGGAGACACCACAGGGAAUCCUUGGGGAGACUCUUAGCAAGUUUAGCAUCUGGAGUCUGUACUUGACAUUCGUGCUGGCAGUUGGUCGGUUUAUCAGGUUGCAAUGUUCUGACCUCAGGAUGAGGAUACCUUAUGAAAACCUUCCCACCUGUGACAGAUUGUUAGCAAUAUGCGUAAAUAUUUAUGCUGCAAGAGCAGAAGGAGAACUAGAAGUUGAAGAAGUACUCUAUUGGACAUUAGUGAAAAUAUAUCGGUCACCUCACAUGCUUCUUGAAUACACCAAACGUGAGUGACCAUUGACACCGUACCUUGUCAGCCACCUCUUGUAUCAAAUUCAGGGUUCGACCAGCCUCGAGCAGAUGAAAGAAUCAUGGUGAAAUUCUGCAUGGAAAUUAUUUGCAGGUGUUUUGUAUGCUCAAUCCUUAACUUGCAGUGGUCAACAAGAUACGUCGUGUCAGCUUGAGCCGCUCCCCGUUUGGAGCAACUUGGUGUAGCAUAUGAAGAACUGAGAACCGAUUUCAUGGUUAGCUUGUCGUGCAGGAAUUAUAACUUUACAUAUAUACCUUAAAAGGGAUCAACUAUACAGGUCACACGGUUCCAGAGGCAUACUGUUCUUUAUUAUGUGAAAAAGGCGUAACUGCACAUGUAUAUUCUUGAAGAUGCGAGGUGGUCAUUUCAUUCCAGUAAGCGUGAAUCUCUUUGUGCAUAAUCACGGCCUCUAUUCUGCCAGUAUAUGGCCGACUGACUUGUCUCAUUGUAAAUGCCGUUCUACGCAAUGUCGGUUCUUUUAUAUGAUUCUGUAAUUGAAGAUGCGAGGUGAACAAUCACACGAGCAUCAAUCAUUGAAGAUCCAAUCAAUUGAAUAUAUUUUCGUACUGGAUUA
Messenger RNA from Nymphaea colorata (pocket water lily), 8646 nucleotides. RefSeq names its product piezo-type mechanosensitive ion channel homolog. Lineage: Eukaryota; Viridiplantae; Streptophyta; Magnoliopsida; Nymphaeales; Nymphaeaceae. The transcript is spliced from 22 exons. The coding region runs from base 566 to 8056 and encodes 2496 amino acids. The record is from RefSeq and is a predicted model, not a curated record.